UCUCAUUAGACUCACAGACGAAUACUAAUGUUUUACAAAGUUGAAAAAGGACAAUCUCUCUAGGCAGAUUCCUAGACAGAGGUCUCGGUCCGCGAGGUUGCUUCUUUGUCUCGAUCGGUCACACGAUUCUACGCAAUGUUUGUGGGAUCGGCGCUGGCGAACUCGCAGGCGCGAGACCCGGUUGCGACAACAGACUGGGAAGCAGCGGCAAAAUUUUACUCUGCCGUUCGUCAGAAUGUUGUUCAAACUUCCUCAGAAAACGGCAGCAACGAGGACGCUUUGGCGCCAAAUGCAAAGAACGCGCCGAACGUGGGGUUGAAGCAUGAGGAGGGCAACCACACUGUCGGCGCACAGAAUGCCUGCUUUCCUCUCAGAGAAAAAAGAAGAAAAUCCUCCUCUGAUGGAUCGUACGUCUCCUCCGCUGGAGCAGACGUAGGCGUGAAGUCAGCUGCAGGACCGACAGACACAGAAUGCGCCGCGAACGCGGGUGACAGACACGCUCCAACAGGGGAAGAAGAGUCUGCACGCGGAGUCCAAAGCCAUGAACAUGACGAAGAUAUGAUCAGCGCUCUGCUUAAACGGGUCGAUCAGCAUCCGCAUGACUACGAAGCCUCUCAGCAACUCGUCACGGCCCUCUCCCACACGGACAGGCUCGAUGACUACGAAUCGGCUCUGGAGCGAAUUCUGUCUGAGUUUCCUCUAUUGUUUGGUUAUUGGAAAAAACUGGGCAAAUUCCACAUCGAGAAAAGAAGGAGCUGGCCCGAUGCAGAGCGCGUCUUGGAACGCGCUUGUGAAUUUGUUGGCCACAAUCCAAUGAUCUGGGUCGCGUAUCUGGAGUGGAUGAAAGAAGCAUGCAGUCUCACCAAAGAAGCGACGCGCGUGACUAUGGACAAAGCUGUGGAUGCCGCGGGACUGCACUGGAAGGCGUGGCCGAUGUGGCAAGCGGUUCUGGACUUUGACGAGAACGAGUACAAAGAAGCGUGUGGACGCCUGGCUCUGAGCGUCCAGCAACAACCUGGUGACGGGGAGCCUCAAGAAGAGCCGAACGAUCCCGCGGAAAUCCUGAGGAGAGAAGAGCUGAAAAUGCAUGCAACCCGGCGCAGAGAGAAUGCUAUUCAGCGCCUUCGUCUCGUAUACCACAGAUUGCACUCCACCCCUUUAGAGUCCUUGGACCUCGCAUGGGAGCGAUUCAAGUCUUUGCUUGGGAAAGACGAGACAUCGUCGGCGAGCGGAAAAUCAAACGCUGGUCUGCUGGAUGCAGGAUUGGUCGACGAAGAAGCCUGCAAGUCGCUUGAAAUCACCGACCUUCUCACCGAUGGAGAAAUGCGGCAGUUGUAUCUGUAUCUUGUUGAACAGAAGCACUUGACCUCGGGGAAAUGCGUGGACGCGGAAACUUCGGCUACUCAAAACGCACAAGAACAACAGAAAGUGGAGACGAUGGACCGCGAGCAAAUUAAAAACGCAAUGGCUUCGUUCACAAGUCAGCACGCAGUCGACGAGGCGGGGUGGGCGGUACGCGAGAAACUCUUUGCAGAAACUGCGCUUCAAGCGGCUGCCCGUCAGGUUUUUGAGAAAGGGGUGCACAGGUGGUUCUGGCACCCAGACCCGUUGACGCCUCAACGUCUGCAAGCUUGGAGAGAUUAUCUCGACUUUGAAGACCAACAUGGGACUCCAGAGAGAAGGGCCAUGCUCCGUGAGAGAUGCUUGGAGGUCUGCGCAUCUUACCUGGAAUUUUGGCAACGCUUUGCACAGCAACUCAUUCGGGAGAACAAACCCGAGAAAGCGCUAAAACUCCUCCACAGAGGUGCUUACACGGUUAUGAAGAGAAGGCGAGACAUUGCAUUCGCGUACGCAAUGACAGCGGAACGCCUGGAAAAAUUCGAAGAAGCGACACAGGCGUACAAUCGACUGCUGGAGCCUCCGCUUUCUCCGGUCUACUUGAAAUACUAUAUGGGGUGGAUCAGCUUUCAGCGGCGCAGAGGCGAAAUUGAUCGUGUCUUGCAGCUCUACGACGAAGGCCUGGUCCGCUUCGGUGGCCAGGAGCAAUGCUGUGAACUGUUGUACCUGCAGAAGGCCAAUUUCAUUCUAUACGUCCAAGGCAAUGUCAGUCAAAGUGUGAACUGCUUAAGUAAAGCCCUAACCGCGCUGCCCAAGAGCGUUUGCCUUCUUCAGUUGUUCAUUCGUUUUCUCCAGAUCAAGCACAAGGGCGACCCAGAAAAAAUGUUUUCCUCUGCAAGUCCGUACUUCACCGAGGCCCUGAAAAAUGCUGAAAUGACCGCGUGGAACAAGUGGCAAGUCUGGAAGAUGUACGUCAGGUUCCUAGAAGCGUACGCUCCCACUGUCGCGCAGAUCCAGGAUGCAAAGGCAGAAGCUUUUGCUUUUCUUCGCGCCAAUCGAACCGACUUUGUCCACCUCGCGCCCAAGGCUUUCCGUUUGCGGAUUCCCGAGGAUCUGCGGGUUGAAACGGAAUGUCCGAGCGAGGAAAGUGCGUUUUAUUCUGCAACAUCGGGUCUGCCGUAUGCGGAGAACGCUGCAGCACCGUGGCUAGGCCAAACUACGUACCCUUUGGAAUACAAUGAGACACCAAUUACAAUCGCCGACCUGGUUCUCGAUUCUUCGUCCUCUGCUCCUUGUUCCUCCUCUUCAUCUCCCUCCUCUUCCUCUUCUUCAUCUGCAUCUUCUUCCUCCUCUUCCUCGUCUGUCUCUUCGCCUUCUUUUCCUCCCUCCCGCAGCUUUCCUUGCGAAGUUUCUGGGCAUCCCAAUCUCUUCAGUUCUUUUCUCCGUUGUCUCUCUCAAGAGUUCGUCGACCUCAUUUCGGCACUUGUGGAAGAUUACGCCUGGAUCCCUUUCGAAGUUGACUUUCCCCUGCUUGGCUUGGACUCCGAAAAACUCGAGUUUCUCUCUAGUAUGGAGUACCUCUCCUCGUCCUGGGGGAGACUCGCAUGCUCUCCUGAGGCCUUGAGACGGCUGAUUCACGAGCCGACCGGCAAGCUGUCUCUCUCCUUCGGUCUCCAGAACGAAAUGGUGGCUUGUCCCCCCCCGGAAGUUUCUGUUUCACGCGUUCGCGACGAACCGGAAGAUCUGGGCCAGUGUCCUUCCGUUGGGGCUUCCACAGAUCCGGCAGCGGCCGAUACAUGUCCGAAAUAUCAUCGUAGCGGCCACGGAGAGACUGCGCAACUUUGCUUGGUCUGUGAUCAAAAGGGAAAUCGUGAGACGCUCACGGGAGCACGACCUGCAUUUCACACAGAAAAAAAGACAAGCCAGCCCCCGGGGGUGUUUGUCUCGCCUAAGCAGUGCUAUGAAGGAGGUUAUUCAACUGAAAAGCAGUCUCCAGACACAGCAGCAGAACCGGUGUUCUAUUCUCCAACUCGCUGGCCGUCGCCGACUCCUCCGUGUAUAGCGAGUUCUGCGGAUGAUAUCUGCAAAACAGACUGCGCAGAACGGGACACUCCACACCGAAAAAUCGCAAAAAAGGGAGAAACAGAAACAGUUCUAGGAGAACCAAAGACACCGAGCAACGGCCACAGGCUUAGCUCGUGGCAAAACCCACCACGUGUCCAACAGCGCAUGUCGGGCGCAGUGACAGCGCUAGAAUACCUCCCAAGAGAAGAGCCUCAAGAUAACAGAGGAAAUGGCAGGGCCUCAACGGAGCGCCAAAUUGAAUCUCGAAGGAUCCAUGCAGGGACUGACAGGUGCAAUUCACUUCCUGACCCCUCGCACGCAGGAAAAUCCGACGAAUGUGCAGCCCAAGAGUCGAGUGCUAGUGAGGAUCGUCCUGAAGAACGUUACAACGCUUUUUUUACUGAGGUGGGUGAACCGGGAGACUUCGCAGAUGACGGCAACGGGGACAGGGGAAAGGAAGCGAACAGUCAUUUUGCAGCUGUUGCUUCAAGCGAAGGAGCAGCGACGAGAGUGGAGAACGAGACAGACCGCACGGAUGGCGUUGAACCUCCAGAAUGUGAGAACGGAGGUGGUCAGCAAACUGAAGGGAGUUCGGGAGACUCUGAAGAGAGACAGCGCGAAUCCGCAGCUCUUUGCGUGACUGAGCGCCCAAAGACGAUUCCUGUCAGUGCUCUAUUCGAUAUCCAUGUGGCCGAAUUCUGCCGAGGAUAUCGGCACGCAGGAGCCUUUGGCUACCAUAACUUUAAAAAGGCGUCAGAAGAAAGUUUCAGUUUCUGGGAAGAAUUCGUUAAGGAAAAGGGGCGACAGCGGGUCUGGUCCGAUUCAGAAGAAUCUGUAAAUGAUCGUGGUGUCUCACCUCACCUGCCUCACUCUGCCAAAAGCAAAACCGCUGAAAGUGCCAGUGAAACGGUGUACCACCGCACAUUUGAUCAGUGCGGAGUAACUGCCACCCACUCCCUGACCGGCAGUUACACCCAGCCCGUUAGUGGCAAUAAAACGAGAAGCCGCAGGAGCGGGAAUUCCGGUGUUGGGAGACCUCGCCCUGCAGUUUCUUCGGCGCCUAAUGAAGUUUGUCCCCCAAUUUCCAUGUGUCUGCGUAAGAGUGCCACGGCAUUUGAAGGGAGAAGCUCUUUGGACACGCACGCGCGAAAGGAAAAGAAAAACUGGAGAUACCGCUGUGGAGGCAUACCGGGUCUGCAAGCCUUGGGUGCAACUUGGGAAGAGUACACUGCUAGCAGGCAGUGGAUGUUUCGCUUCUGCUCGUCUCUGGGACUGCCAGAAGAACUGGUGUACAUCUCUGUUCAACUGAUGCACUUUCUCCUGGAGAAGUGGGCGGACUGGCAACCGUCGCCGCGCGUCAUUCUUCCCCAGUUCCUGGCUAAACAUGAAACCCCGAUUCUUCCAAGAGAUACUCACCAAGGAUACCCGCACCGUGACCACCUGUGUUCUACAAAUACGUCGUGCACUGGCUCUGUCGAUGAUACGUCUGGCAGCAGUUCUCAUUCCAGUUGUUUCGCUUCGUCGUUAACGUCUUCAAGGGACAAGGAAAGGAUGGUUCUACGGCUUCUCUGGGGUGUCUCUCCAGCUGAACAGGAAAACUCCGAGAACGGUGACUCUCCCAGGCUGCCAGCCAGCAGUCAGAAAACGCCGAGUUCUCGAGAAACAAGAACUGACAGUGGUUCCACGGCUUUGCGGUCAAGUGGAUGUGUGUUGAAGGCGAGUGAAAGAAUGAAAACAGAGCAUGACAUGCAAUUUCCGUAUCCCUUGUCUCCUCUCAUUCGUCUAGCGUGUGUUUGCAUUGCGAUUGCCUACAAACAACUCGAGAUCGUACCCCAUCUGGACUGCGCAGGUGUCGUGGUUCAAGCCAUCGUGUUUACGGAAACCGAGGAGAUCGAAGCAAGGAAAGAACGAGAAAACGCCGCAGACAUGUCCCUUUACUUCCCAAAAGGAGAGGAGGGAUAUGAGGCGUUCACACGAGUAACGCAAGGACAAGGCGAUGGUUAUCGACUUCGGGAUUUACACGAAUCACCAGAAGAUGACUUGGCCAUGCUGUCACGAUGUCAGGAAACGAACGCGGAUGAUAAAAAAGCCCAUCGCAUUUCAGAGAGACUCGCAAGAAACGAUUCCUGUUUGUCUUUUCACAUGCACCAUCCCGUCAGCGAAGCUUUUUACGAAGAAUGCGACACCCCCAGUUUCGCCUCUGUCUCUCACACUCAAAAAAACGAUAUGCGCGGCUGUUUUCGGCGUUCAAUACUUGCACACCCUGUAGAUCUGUCGGCCGGUUGCUGUGCAUGCUGCCAGUACCAGACAGAGAGUUUCUUCUCCGAGGAAGACAGCACUCCGUCGUCCUCUCCUUGUUCCCUCUCUCGCUUUUCGUCCUCGUCGUCGGUGGGGUCUCCUCGGUCCUCUCUUUCCUCUGCCUCUCAUUCACUCCCCUCCAACGGGACCAAUGUUCCUGAAAAGAGGAGCGACUCUGACGGCUGCGCUACAGAGAAGCCUCAGCAUGGAGCACACGAGACGAGGAAAGGUCUCCCUACUUCCGAGGGGAGACGCCUUUUAGAGAAAUGCCAAACAGGGGCGUUGCCUCGCUUGGAGAAACCUGCGCAGCCCCCUGGCGCCUCCGUCUCCUACCGCCCCUGGCCGCCGACAGGCUGGCUGGAACUGUACGCGUGGAGCUGCAUAGAACAGGACAACCUGCUGACCCACGCGAAUUCCUUUCUUUUCCUUCAGUGGCUCUUGGGUGCUUGCAAGCUGUACCGGAGACGCUACGGUGCUGCUUGGCUUCCGGAGGAGUCUGAGGAUGAGCAGGAGAACGAGGAAGAAACAGAAGCAAAUGCCGCACCAACUGACGACGAAGAACACGCCUUGAGUGAUGAACACGGAAUGGGGACGGAGAAGGCAGGAAGAAAACUUGACACACGGAGCUCAUGCAACGAGGGCGACGCAGAUUUCGUACUUUUCGGUCGCAGCAAAGAAAGGAGCAGCAACGAAGCUGUCCGAAGAAACGAGGAGAAAUCAACAAUUACGACAUUCAGUGAAGAAUCGCCAGCUGCCGCUUCCCAUGGGGAGGACGACGUGCUGUCUCGGUCGUCUGAGGGUGAAGAGCCACAGAAACACAAACUUUUUAACAAGCCUCAAGACAAUAUUCAACCCGUUCAACAGCGCGGCUCUGAAGACGAAUUUCGAAAUCCGGAAACUACAAUAAGCGUCGCUUCCCCGGAAAACGGUUGUUCAACCGCGAACAUCCAGUGCGACAGGUUUCACGAGCACUCAACUGCAAACAAGUCGGUCUCUUCACCUACCCUGCUGCGAUGUUCGUCGCUUUCUGCUUCCGUUUCGUCCUGUCCUUGUCGUCCUUCUUCCCCUCUGUCAGUUGGCACGUUCGCUGAUGGACCGCCUGCUUCCCUUUUGCUUCUGCCUCCCUGUCCGCCCUCCGCCAGUCUACCCGUGUAUCUGCUGCAGCUUUGUCUAUCGUCACCAGACGCCGCGUUUCUCUCCAUUGCGCCCGUCGUCCAAGCGGCUUGCGUUGUUCGCUUCCUCCUUCUGGCUUACCAAUUGGCGGACAAGCACAUGCACCUUUUAAACGCCAUUCUCGGGCCUCGAGUCGCCGCGCGAGUUGCACAGGCGACGAAAAUCAUGAAGCGAGUACUCCUGUCUGCGGUGUAUAGAGACUCGCUGUGGCGGUGGCGCCUGCCUGCGUCUGUGGUGCAUGCUUUGUUGCGAAACAUGGCCGAUCCGACGUGCUGCGAAAGAUGCAUCCGAGCAGGCAGAAAUAGCGGAAAGCGCUUGAGGCAAAGCACAGGGAAGACAGACAGGGAUGGCCGCAAAGGCGGAAGGGAAAAGGACGGCACAAGGCCCGCUUCCUCUCCUUGCUCGUCGGAUUCCCUGCCAAGAAGGGCCGUUGAAGAAAACGGCGAACACUACAUAGGAAAAGAUCAACGAAGAGAGAGAGCCCCUUUCCGUUUCGCUUCCUCGGGGGCAUCUCACGGCGAACGAAAGCGACUGGGCGCGGUGAAAGUUGGCCAGAGGGAAGAAGUGACAAGAAUGGGGAGUGACAUGAGGAGAGAGAUGGAAAUUGAGCAUUUGAAGACGAAACAGGAAGGCACAGCAACUAUUAACAGGAAAAAUUUUUCUGGACGGACGGCGGGAAGAUUUCAAAGACUCGUGAGACGGGAACAUUCGCCAGCGAACUGUUCAGCAAUCUUGAGACAGGAACGAAGGCAGACUAGUUGCGAAACAGGUAUUUCGCCCAUUCGCAACUCAUAUCGUCCUUUUCCGUCGUCUACGUCUUCAGAAACAGAGACAGAUCACAGAAACCAGGAUGACGUACAACCACUAGUAGGACUAACAUCAUCCUCUAUGUCUCAAGCUCCAGCAGAGGCAAAGGGGAGGAAAGAGAAACGCGGAUGGGCUACUCGUGGAACCAACUCGAUGCUGUCGUCCUUUUCAUCUUCUGCUGAUAUCAGAGAGGUAGUCUGGGGGGGCAGGAAAACGAACUUUUCUCCCGAGCGAAGGACAUAUAUUUCGUCCACGUUAUCGUCAUCAUCUGGUGAAGACGAAGAGGAAACCGAGACGCCGUUCCGUCGCGGGCAACGGAGAGCCAGAUGUCCCUCUUUUUCCUCGAUUUCCUCUGCAGACACUGCACAAAUAGAGAAAGGAAAUCGUUUUCAGGGGACGCAGAGCCUAACAAUAUCUCCCCACUGUCGAUGGAGUGUCGCAGCUCUUCUGUGCCCCCACGGGAAGUCGCGCUGGGAUCUCGCCUGCCCAGAGUGUCACUUGUCACCUUCUGCCAGCAUUCACCGACACUUUGCGCAGAAGUCAACGAAAGAGGGUGACGAGAACUCUGAGAAUUUGGAACAGAAACCUGGGAGUGUACGGAUACUAAAAACAAGUUGGGAAGGCUCGCUUAGAACAGAAAUCGGCAAGACAGAAUGGCAAGAAGCCCAGGAGAAAGGCACUAGGGAUUCUGAAACGCUCGGCUGCGCCGAAGGACUAUCUCUUGCCACAAAGACAGGGCUAAAGGCGGGAGAGGAAGUUAGAGGAAGAAAGAGAAGAAUCGAGCGCAUUUCUGGAGAACGUGAUCUGUCUCUACUGCCACCGUGUCCAAGCGAGAGAGACAAACAGGACGGAGGGGGCAAUUGCCUUUUAAAACCACAGACAAAACGACUCCGGAGAUGGGACGUGACAGCAGCACAACUUCUGCAUCACGCAAAGGCGGACGAACAAUGAAAAAUCAAGGAAAGCAAGUUCUGGAGGCUGUGCGGGCAUUCCCAUGGAAUGACGAUCAGAUGGACACCGCUUUGUUCGUCUCCAUUGAUAUGUCCCUAUGCGCAUCAUUCUUCGGAUACGCGUUCUAUUGAGGAACGUGUACGAAACGGACACAAAGAAAGCGAGGGAUGCACGGCUGACAGAUUUCACUGAUUCAAUGCAUAUACAUGCAUAUAUUCACGUGGACCUUGUCCGCUGCGAGUCCAACCCGACGCCACGCACAAACGACAGUCCGCCAUCAGUUGUGAUAGAACCGGUUGAAAUCAAAAAGAAGCAGCAACGCUAAUCGUUUGACCUUGACAGCCUUUGACAAAAGCGUAAAAGACAUCAUUCUGCGUAGAUUUCCGUACGGUGGAAGGCCAAACCUUCCUGCGUCUCGUGGAAUAUAUCUGAUUAGAUUCAUCAACGUGCGCAGUGCUUGGGCAAAUUACAAAAGUGGGUGCAAGAAUACCUUGUCCUACCUUGAAAUGUCGACAUUUUAAGCCUGAUGAACUCGGCUUUUCCUGCAUUUCUCCAUGCGCACAUAUAUGCAUAUUUCAAUGAAUAAUUUCAAUUACCCUCCGUAUCUAGGAACGCGAUUUCCCAGACGCUUCGUGCUGGUCUUGUAUGGGAAAGGCUGCCUCGCAUGGUGUUGAUCCUCCUCCGGCACGUAGAACAGCUUUUCUGUGACUUCCUCCUUUCUUGUCUCGGCAUGUCCCUUCUUUCUUCACUGUUGGGAUGCCAUGAAGAGAGAAGCCUCUUCAGUCACGCAGCUCUUUCCUGUUGUAUCUGAUUUCCAUUCCGAUUGCCAGUUCUUCGUCACAAAUAUGUGCAUGCGCACACCAAUGCGUGUGUGUGUGUGUGUGUGUGUUCUUUGCCAUUUUCAAGCAAAAGUUCCCUGUCUUUGUCUCUUGCUUUUUUCUGUUCUCUGCUCUCUGUCGGUUCCGUGUAGGCCUCUGCGUAUCAGCAAAUGAGUCUUCAACAACCGCCUCAGAACGGGUAUGAGGCAUAUUCUUACUGGGACCCGUCAGCCGCCGGCGUAAUGCAGAACUUCUACUACGGUACUGGCGGCGCCCAGUUUCUCCCCAGUACGGGUGCUGCUUCCUAUUAUGUUACAGCUGCUUCAACAGCCGCUUCUAUUCCGUCUACAACAUCAAGAAACUCAGUGUGAAAAUCAAAGAAAAGGGAUGGGCGCGUACCAGACGUGUACACACCCUUGCCGGGAUGCAGACAGCCUUCUUCUGAAAAGGCAGAAAAAAAGCCAGCAUCUCCCGCUUCGCGUGUGUCACCGUUCGAUGGUCAGGGGAGAAGACGUUGUGAGUAUACUGGGAGGGGAAAAAGGAGAGGGCCAGAGUCAUCACUUCAAAAAGGCACGGCGUGCGUCCUAAGAAGGUUUUCUUCCAAACGUCGUGAAGGCCGUUGCGUGAAUCGACGAAAGAGGAGCAAAGUGGCAGAAAUACGCGGAAAAGCAUCUGGAGAGAAUCAAGGACAUGUGCAUCAACUGAAAGGACGAAGCUUUAAUACCUAUGUGCAAAUGAAUAAAUACAUGUGAUCCUGACCGUGGCUGGCCUUUCCCGGGCUGUUUGCAUGGCGAAAGCUGAUGAGACUGGAGAACUGUGUGUGUACUUGCAUUAAGUAUAAACGUCUCAAUAGAUCCGUGAGUCUUGA
Molecule: messenger RNA, 10317 nt
Organism: Toxoplasma gondii ME49
Lineage: Eukaryota; Apicomplexa; Conoidasida; Eucoccidiorida; Sarcocystidae
Exons: 17
Coding region: 136-8631 (2831 amino acids)
Biological process (GO): mRNA 5'-splice site recognition; RNA processing
Cellular component (GO): commitment complex; U2-type prespliceosome; U1 snRNP
Molecular function (GO): protein binding
Source: RefSeq, a predicted model, not a curated record